GUGUUGACGCGUGACUUUCUCAUCUACUUAUGAUAUCCGUCACGAUGACGGAAUACAAUUCUGUAGACAGUAAACUAGAGUCGGAUAGAGAGGACCAUGCGCCAUGUGGUCUCUGCCAGUCGUUGUCGCUGCUAAUGCGGCUGGAGAGGAUGCACACGCGCCAAAUACUCCUUGAUUGUCCGUUCGAUCGUCCUCGAGGCAGUCAACCACACGAAGAGAACAGUCUCCGUCCGUCAGUAUUACCCCAGGGUGUAGCCAUAUCGAAACGUCUUUGGCUCUCUCGCCUUCUUUCCAAGCAGACGGUUCGGGUAUAUCACGUGACCAUCAGCGAGGCGACCAAUCGUUGUUGAGACGAAACCAAGCCUUCUGAACAACUAUUAUCGAGGACGGUUAUGGCGCUCUCACGUCAGGUCCUGCGCGCAGGUGCGAUGCGCAGCCUUGGCGCCACGGCACCAUCGCUCUCUGUCGCCGCUGUCUCUCGGUCGUUCCAGACUUCGGCUGCCAGAAGAGGUGCCCAGGCUUCGCACCAACAAGAUGACGAUGAGACGUACCCUUCUGAAGGCUUCAGCGCGCCCAUCUGGCGCAACACAGUCUUGUUUGUCAUCGCCGCCACGGGCAUCUAUCGCUUCUCGAACCUGCAUGCAGAUCCUCACCCAUCCCGAGCCUCCUCGUCUGGCCGCUCUGCGCCCGGCAACGAGUCGGAGGACGAUGAGCACGACGACGACAACCGGCCAUUUCUGACGAGGUACAUGGAUUACUACUUUACUCCUGCUUCGUUCUGGAAGGAGCGCAAUGAGCGUCACCUUGACUACGUCCGGGAACGUGCAGAGGAGAAGCUUCUGUUCCAGGACGCCGAGAGGCCGCCUAUCCACAGGCUCAGGUACCCUUCCACGUUCGAGCAGGCCUCGCCCCACCGCAUUAGCGCUGGCGACCAGGUGGACCUGUCAGAUCUCCAUGUCAAGAAGGCAUCCGAGUAGAGUGAAGCCAGACACCAGUGGAAAUCAAGCAUUCAGACCAUGCUGC
Molecule: messenger RNA, 1023 nt
Organism: Acaromyces ingoldii
Lineage: Eukaryota; Fungi; Basidiomycota; Exobasidiomycetes; Exobasidiales; Cryptobasidiaceae
Exons: 3
Coding region: 393-977 (194 amino acids)
Cellular component (GO): mitochondrion
Source: RefSeq, a predicted model, not a curated record